UUAAACAUGAAAAUGUCUCUCCUCCUCUUCUUCCUCCUCUUCCUCCUCUGUCAAAAAUCCUGUCCGAGGACUCUUGGUGCGCAUGCGCGGCGUUGCUCCGCUCCACUGCACACAAACACAGGAGAAGAAGAGGAGGAGGAGGAGGAGGACCAGCGGAACCGGCUCAGCUCCGAGUCCAGUUGCACGCGGAUCCCAAACUCCGACAGCUGCAGCGUCCCGCGAUGACGUCACACAGGAAGUGGGCGGCGGUUCACGGCGCUCUCCAGGAUCUCCUUCAGGAGGAGUUUCCUGUUGAGCCUCCUGGUCCUCAGGUGGACCGGCUGCAGCUCCUCCAGGACCGGGCCAUUCUGUACCUUAAGUACCUGCAGAUCUUCCGCAGUCUGGAGGAGGUCUACGAGCAGCUGGUGCAGCCCCAGAGGAGGCGGGCGGUCCGGGUGGUUCUGGACGGGCUGACGGGUCGGAUCCUGGAGCUCAAGAGUCAGAUGGUGGAGCUGGAGCUCUCCGAGUUCCACUACUUUGAUGACCUGCUGCUAGACCUGAAGAUGACCCCGAAGGACCUGGAGAUCCCCGUACCCCGAUACUUCCUGAGAGAGAAGACUCAGCUGCAGGCAAAGUUCGCCAACAUCCUGGAAACAGUCCAAGCCAAUCAGACGGUGAGUCCAGUCCAGUCCAUGAGUCUGGAGAAGGCGGUCCGUCUGCUGCAGGUGUCUGAGCGCGUCCGGCAGGGACGAAUCAGAGCCCAGUUCGUGAAGGAGCUCCUCCAAUCAGAGAGAGGCUUCCACAGCCGCACCUGGAAACCCACAAACCUGACCCCGGAUCAGGCUGCGAUCCAGAUCCAGAAGGUGUGGAGAGGUCACAGUCAGAGGAACCGCACCAACACUCUGAGAACCCAGGAGAUGAUUUCUCUUGGAAUGAUCCCAGCGGGGCCUCCUGGUCCCACUUCAGCUCAGCUGCAGGCUCGACAGGCAUCAUUGGAUCGGAAGCUGAUCCAGAAUCAGAACGAGGAGGAGUACCAGAGAGCUCAACUUAGAGUGAAGCAGUCCAUUCUAGACGUGGAGGGAACCAACGUCAGGGAGACUCUGCAGGAACAGAUCCGACAGUGGUCCAGCGAGUGCAGGGACGCCACGGGGACGUUUCCAGACUUCCCUGACAGUGAGGACGGAGGGUCGGCUGCCAUAUUCUGUCACAAAACACCUGAGCAGGUUUCAGCUGAGCUGGCGGUGAGGCGGGAGGACGGAGAGAAGAAGAAGAGCAGACAGAGAGGAGGAGUAGAGAAGAGGAGGAGGAGGAAGAGGAGGACAGAGGAGGACGGUGGUCAGUUUAAUCCUCGCAGCAGUUUCCUCCCCGACAUCGUCAAAGGUCACGAAACCUUCACAGAUGUGUGGCGUUGCCGUGACGACCAUGGGCAGCAGAGUUUGGACUUCCAGCUGCUCAGAGAGGAGAAGAGACAGGAAGUGGAACAGGAAGUCAGAGUCCAGGUGGAUGAGCUGAUGAGGGCGGAGCUGGAGAACCUCCGACUGGUGGUGGACAGAACACAGAAGAAAAAGAAGAAGAAGAAGAAGAAGAAGAAGAAGAAGACAGGAAGUAGAAAGAAGAAGACGAAGAAGAAGGACCUGACAUCUGACAGGUCUCUACAGUCUCUGUGUGAGGAAUUGAUCCUGCAGGGUUUCCUCGUCCAACCAAUGAACAUCAAGCUCUCCGACUACAUCGGUGAGUACAAUUACCUGGCCUCGACCCUCAGACAGGUGAACAUUGAACCAAUGCCAUCUCUGUCCGACGUCAGACAGCUGGUCGCUCUGUACGCCGUCCUGCCGCUGGGAUCUCAGGCGGUCCUGGAAAAGUUCCUGGUGGCGAAGACUCUGCUGCUGGCCGGUCCGUCUGGAGUCGGUAAGAAGACGUUGGUUCAUGCCGUUUGCAGCGAGACAGGAGCUCACCUGUUCCACCUGAGCCCCGCCCACCUGAACAACAGGUACCCUGGCAGAGGAGGAGCUGCCUACCUGCUGCACCUGAUCUUCAAGGUAGCAGGUGAGCUGCAGCCGUCUGUGAUCUGGAUCGAAGAUGCCGAAAAAAUCUUCUACAAGAAAACUCCAAAAACUGGCAGAGAGUCGGAUCCUCGGAGGCUGAAGAAAGACCUGCUGAAGUCUCUGAAGACUCUGAAACUGGAGGACCGAGUUCUGGUGAUCGGGACGACUCGCAGACCGUUUGAUGCAGAAAUCAAACCGUUCUGUGAAGUCUACAAGAAGAUCAUCCUGAUCCCAAGACCAGACUACGCAUCCAGACUGGUCCUGUGGCGGGAGCUGCUGCGUGCUGAGGGGGCGGAGCCAGGUCCGGCCCUGGACCUCAGCUCAUUGGCCAAGAUCACUGACGGCUUCACUCAGGGUCACAUCCUGCAGGCGGCCCGCUCGGUGCUCCGCCCCCACAGGCUCAAGAAACUCCACCUCCAACCGCUGACCGCCGCAGAGUUCAUCCAAUCACUGUCGAGAAUGGAGCCGGUGUACCGGGAGGAGGAGGAGGCUUUCAGGGUGUGGUUCAGUCGGACGCCGCUCAGCCACAGGAAGGCUCAAGCUGCCAAAACCAACGAAGAAGAAGGACGACGAGGAAGAGGACGAGGAGGAGGGAGGAAAAAGAAGAGCAAAGAGGACAAAAACAAGACCAAGAAGAAGAAGAUGAAAAGAUAAAGAUGGAGGAGUCAGUGAUUUUUUACAUUGAAACAUUUAUAUUUUAUUUUUCUGUUUCACAAACUUUUAUUUUGUAGGAUUUCAUCAAUGAUUAUGUUUUAUUUCCUGUAUAAGUUUUUAUAUAAAGUCAAUGAUGUUUAUAAAAUGUGUUAUUUUAGCUUCUGUGCUGCAGGAAGAAACACGAUUUACAUAACAAGUAUGUCAGUAACAGUCAAACCUUUUAUUUUGAAGUUGACCAACACUUCCUGUAGUCGUCACUGAAAAUGAACAACCUCAUAAAACAUCAAAUAUCUAUGAUGAUAAAGAUGUGAGAUCAUAUUUCUCAUCAUGUCUUUCAUUGUUCCUGUAAAUGUUUUGUCUUCACACAGAUUAAAGGAAGGUAUUAACUACUAAAA
Messenger RNA from Epinephelus fuscoguttatus (brown-marbled grouper), 3073 nucleotides. Its product is annotated as dynein regulatory complex protein 11-like. Lineage: Eukaryota; Metazoa; Chordata; Actinopteri; Perciformes; Serranidae. Gene Ontology annotation, molecular function: ATP binding; ATP hydrolysis activity; protein binding. The coding region runs from base 222 to 2678 and encodes 818 amino acids. The record is from RefSeq and is a predicted model, not a curated record. The transcript is spliced from 19 exons.